This is a messenger RNA of Asparagus officinalis (garden asparagus), 2190 nucleotides long. RefSeq names its product phosphoinositide phospholipase C 4-like. The record is from RefSeq and is a predicted model, not a curated record. Gene Ontology annotation, molecular function: phosphatidylinositol-4,5-bisphosphate phospholipase C activity. Gene Ontology annotation, biological process: lipid metabolic process; phosphatidylinositol-mediated signaling. NCBI's taxonomy places the organism in Eukaryota, Viridiplantae, Streptophyta, Magnoliopsida, Asparagales, Asparagaceae.
CCCCUCUAUAGAAGCCACUCUUCACAGCCCACCGGUCAACCCAAGAACCGCAGCAGCUCCAACUUCCAAAGCACUCCGGUGCCUCCUCCACCUCCGAUCACAACCCCAGCACAAACACCACCAGAAACCCAAGGCCUCAUUUCGCAAAUACCAAAAAAUCAAAGGUCGAUCCUGCAAAUUAAAGAAUGGGGAGCUACAAGUACUGCAUCUGCUUCACUCGAAAGUUCCGAUGGAAGGAGGCCCAGCCGCCGCCGGACGUCAAGUCCGCCUUCGACCAAUUCGCCGGAGGAGGGCCACACAUGAGCUCCGACCAGUUCCAGCGGUUCCUCGUCGAGUCUCACGGCGACGGCGGCGUCUCCGGCGAGGAGGCCGAUCGGAUCUUCGAUCAGAUCCGGCAGCAACGGCAGCGCCACGUCAUCGGGAAGUUGGCGAGAUCCAUGAUCGCUGUUGAGGAUUUUCAUCAUUACUUGUUCAAUGAGGAGCUCAACCCCCCGCUCAGAUCUCAGGUGCACCAAGAUAUGACUGCUCCGUUGUCCCAUUAUUACAUAUAUACAGGUCAUAAUUCAUACUUGACUGGGAACCAACUCAGCAGUGAUUGCAGUGAUGUUCCAAUUGUAAAAGCUCUUCAAAGAGGUGUUCGAGUUAUUGAACUGGAUAUCUGGCCGAAUUCUGCUAAAGAUAAUAUUGAUGUUCUUCAUGGAAGGACAUUGACUUCUCCAGUGGAACUCAUUAAAUGUCUGAGGUCGAUUAAAGAGUAUGCCUUUUCGGCAUCUGAGUACCCUCUUGUAAUAACUCUAGAGGAUCAUCUUACUCCAGAUCUUCAAGCGAAAGUAGCUCAGAUGGUAACUGAAACAUUUGGAGAGAUGCUGUAUUACCCUGACUCGGAGGAUCACAAAGAAUUCCCUUCACCAGACUCUCUUAAGAAGAGAAUUAUCCUUUCAACCAAACCCCCAAAAGAGUACCUUGAGGCUAAAGAUUCCAAGGGCAAGGAGAACGGAUCUCAAAAUGGAAAAGAUCCAAAUGAGGAAGAAGCCUGGGGAAAGGAGCUUAAAGACUUCAAAUUUGAAUCUGAAUUCGAUGAUAAGGAUGAGAAUGAUCAGAGUGAUGACGAGGAUGAUGUUGCUGAUGAUGACCUCAAGUUACGCCAGAACUCGGCACCUGAGUAUAAACGCUUGAUCACUAUCAGGGCUGGGAAGCCCAAGGGUUCUUUAAAAGAUGCACUUAGUGUAGAUCCUGACAAAGUUAGACGCCUUAGUUUGAGCGAGCCGCAGCUUGAGAAAGCAACCGAAUCUCAUGGGUUAGAUAUAGUAAGGUUCACCCAGAAGAAUAUGCUCAGGAUAUACCCAAAGGGAACACGCUUCAACUCCUCUAAUUAUAAUCCUUUGAUUGGUUGGAUGCAUGGCGCUCAGAUGGUUGCAUUCAAUAUGCAGGGCUAUGGAAGGUCAUUAUGGUUGAUGCAUGGAUUCUUUAGAGCCAAUGGAGGGUGUGGUUACAUAAAGAAACCUGAUUUCUUGAUAAAGACCGGUCCGCAUGGUGAAGUCUUUAACCCUAGGGCAACUUUACCAGUUAAGAGAACCUUGAAGGUUAAAGUUUACAUGGGAGAUGGUUGGCGUAUGGACUUCAAACAGACCCAUUUUGAUGCUUAUUCACCUCCAGACUUCUAUACAAGGGUAGGAAUAGCUGGAGCUCCGGAUGAUAGUGUUAUGAAGAAAACAAAAACAAUAGAAGACGACUGGACUCCAGUUUGGAACGAGGAAUUCAUUUUCUCGUUAAGAGUCCCUGAGCUCGCAUUGCUUCGUGUUGAAGUGCACGAGUAUGAUAUGUCUGAAAAAGAUGACUUCGGAGGACAAACUUGCUUGCCGGUGUCAGAACUGAGACCAGGGAUUCGGUGUGUGCCAUUGUUUGAUCGAAAGGGGAACAAGUUCAAGUCUGUGAAGCUUCUCAUGCGUUUUGAGUUUGUUUGAGCUCGCUGGACGUGUAAAUUAUAGCUCUUAUGCAUUUUAGAAGUUCAAGAGGGUGUGAUCAGUGUUGUAUUAUAGAAUUCUUCCUGGUUUUUACCCCUUAUUUUUAUUUAUUUUCCAUGUGAGAGAAGUGUGUAAGGUUUGUUGUACAUCGGUGUAUUCGUGUUUUAUGUGAUCUUGUAAAUGUUGAUUAAACUUUAGAGAGAGAAGAUUUGUUGAGUUUGUUUGA